This is a messenger RNA of Hippoglossus stenolepis (Pacific halibut), 2049 nucleotides long. RefSeq names its product nuclear receptor subfamily 5 group A member 2. The transcript has 7 exons. The coding region runs from base 157 to 1542 and encodes 461 amino acids. Gene Ontology annotation, cellular component: RNA polymerase II transcription regulator complex. The record is from RefSeq and is a predicted model, not a curated record. Gene Ontology annotation, molecular function: RNA polymerase II cis-regulatory region sequence-specific DNA binding; zinc ion binding; nuclear receptor activity. Gene Ontology annotation, biological process: regulation of transcription by RNA polymerase II; tissue development; hormone-mediated signaling pathway. NCBI's taxonomy places the organism in Eukaryota, Metazoa, Chordata, Actinopteri, Pleuronectiformes, Pleuronectidae.
CUUGCUUCGUGGUACAACCCUUAGGGCAGACCCCAGCACCAUGGAGAGCGCCCCUCCUACAAAGGUUGAUGUUGUUGCUCAGAUCACACUCAACACUCAGCGCUUCAGUUAAGGUGGUUGAUAGCCCAAUCUCUUCGGUGUGGUGAGUUUUCCAGAAUGGAAUUUAGACAUUUUGUCCAUUUAGAGGAGCAUUGUCCAAUCUGUGGAGAUAAAGUUUCUGGAUACCACUACGGUCUGCUGACCUGCGAAAGCUGCAAGGGUUUUUUCAAAAGAACGGUCCAAAACAACAAGACGUACAUCUGUGCAGAAAACCAGGCGUGCAGCAUUGAUAAAACUCAGAGGAAACGGUGUCCAUUCUGCAGAUUUCAAAAGUGUCUUCAAGUUGGCAUGCGACUGGAAGCUGUUCGUGCAGAUCGUAUGCGAGGUGGCAGAAACAAGUUUGGCCCUAUAUACAAGCAAGAUCGUGCCCUCAAGCAGAGAAAGGCUUUGAUCCAAGCUUGUGGAUUCAGAAGUGAGAGCAGAGCACCUCUGAUCUUCUCAAAAUCCCAGCGUGUCUCUAACUUUACUGGUGGCCUCCAACCAGAAUCAGUCCUUCACAGCACCCUGGUGACCAAAGCACAGAAUGACUGUAUCAGCUACCUGUCUCCACCACUUCUGCCCUCCAGCUCACCUUGUGCCACAAAGUAUCAGUGCUUCACCUUUUCGAACUCGACAAUCACACCAGAGCACACAGAGAACUGUACAAGUUCACAGGGCUCUGCUGCAGGAAUCCACACGGACUCAGACAAUCUAUACUCAAGCUCUCCACAAGGUCCCAGGAUGCCUCAGCUCGUGAUAGAGUUUUUGCUCUGUGAUCUCGAUCAGCUACAACUCCAGAAAAAGGUCACUACUUCUCUUCAGCAGGAGAUGGCUAGCUGGAGGAAACACAGGAACCCCACUACUUUUACCCUGAUGUGCCUCAUGGCUGACCAGAUGGUGGUCUGUAUUGUGGAGUGGGCUCGCACAUCCAUCUUCUUUAAACAUCUCAAGGUGUGUGAUCAGAUGAAGUUACUGCACAACUGCUGGAGUGAACUGUUGAUCCUGGACAUCAUUUCCGGACAUGUCCUUUACAACAGGGAGGGAAGCUUGCUUCUGGUCACUGGGCUGGAGGUGCAGCUGUCAGACAUAGCGUCUCCUACCUUAGCCAACCUGCUCCAGAGUGGACAAGAGCUGAUUGAGAAGCUCCAUACCCUAAAGGUGGACCGCCAAGAGUUUGCCUGUAUUAAGUUCCUCAUCCUCUUUAACCCAGAUGUGAAAGAACUUGAAGAACAUCAGCUCAUCGAGAGUGUGCAGGAGCAGGCUGAAGGAGCCCUCCUGGAAUAUACCCUAUGCACCUCUUCUCAGCACCUUGGACGCUUUACUAAUCUGCUACUGUGUCUCUCUGAGUUACGCGCUCUCAGCAUUCUUGCCGAAGACUACCUGUACUGCAGACAUCUUAUUGGUGAAGUGCCCUGCAACAACCUGCUCACCGAGAUGCUCCGUGUGAGGCACAGCUUGGCAUGAAGACUGUCUGCACAUGUUACUAUUAAGUUGUGAUGAAUGUCUUGUACAAUGAGUUAUCCUUCAUAUUCGUCAGUGCUUAUGACAGAAUAUUAGCAAUGAUAUAAACAAUACAAUAAAAAAUAAUAUAAAGGACAUAAAUAGAGGACCAUAUAUGGACCAAUAAAGGACCAUAAAUUGGUUAUAAAGGGGAAAAUGUGACUUAUAAUCUUAAACCAUUAACAUUCUACUUUGUGUGGUUUCAGUUACUUAAGGUGCAAGACGUGUUUAUCCCCUAUGUCUGAUUUCAUUUCCUGUUUCCAUUUAAGAAAGCUGUAGUUGCUAAUUUCAAGGGACCUUUUAGGGACACAAGACACAAACAGCUGCAUCUGGGUAUAAAUAUGUAUCAUCUUGUGAUGUCCUUUGUCAGAUCUCCUGAAUACACCUAUGUGUAUGAGCUCUGUCCUUCAGCUGAAUUAAGAUUUCCUCUGCAACUCUUAGUGUUACUUUAAAUAAAACUUACAAAGACAA